AUGUCCGAGUUGAAGGAGCCAGUGAGCCUUGCCCACUAUAUUUGGACCCGAAUACAUCAACUUGGCGUUCGUUCUGUGCACGGGGUUCCUGGGGACUACAAUUUAAAUCUUCUGGACAAUAUUUCAUCAACAGGUCUCCGGUGGGUUGGAAGCUGCAAUGAGCUCAACGGGGGAUAUGCCACGGACGGCUAUGGGCGAGUAAAGGGAAUUGGGGUCCUGGUGACUACCGGCGGCGUCGGUGAGUUAUCAGCGAUAAAUGCACAUGCUGGUGCGUACUCAGAGCAAGUAUCUCUGGUGCAUAUCGUUGGAUCACCUCCUUUAAGUAUCCGGGCGAACAAACGAUUUUGCAUGCAUCACAGCCUCGGAAAUCAUGAAUAUGAUACUUUUAAGAACAUGUUCAAGACAAUCUCCGUUGCUCAUGUAACUCUUGCCGACGUUUCAAGCGCCCCCGCGCAGAUCGACUGUGCUCUAAGGCAGUCAUGGGUAGCAAGCAGACCUGUCUACAUUGACGUCCCUUCUGACAUGGGCAAAAGAGAUAUUGAGGGUGCAGGGUUAGCAACUCCCUUAGAACUAUCUUAUCCCGUAAAUCCCCCAGAGGGACAGCAAGAAAUUUUGGCCAAGUUACAAGAGCGACUUCAUGUUGCAAAAAGGCCGUGCAUAUUGAUCGAUCUAUGCGCCACACGGCAACGAAUUACAAAGGAAGUGCAUCAACUAAUUGCCAAAUCGCGCCUACCUACUUUUGUCACCCCUCUGGCACAAGGAUUCGUCGACGAAUCCCUACCCAAUUUCGGAGGUCUCUACGCAGGGUAUGGUUCAGCGCCAGGAGUACGAGACUUCGUUGAGAGCUCCGACCUUAUCCUUCACCUUGGCCCUCUUGACACCGAUGUCACCACGUAUCUCGGAUCGGCCAACCUGAACAAGUCCUCUGUGGUCAGAUUCCUUACAGAUCAAGUUGAGAUGGACGACACGCAGUAUCAAUUGCUCCACAUGAGACCGCUCUUGCUGGCAGCAAUCGUUGAUCUAGACUUUUCCAAGGUCUCUGUCGAAUCAUUCAACCCGCCGUCCCCAAAUGGCUUCCUCUCGACAACUGGUGGCAGUUCGCUCAUAAGUCAGGAUUGGUUGUGGCCCUACAUAAGUAGCUGGUUGGAACCUGAAGAUAUUAUCCUAACCGAUACCGGCACUGCAAGCUUUGGCAUAUUUAACACGAGGCUUCCGCCCAGGAGUUUAUUAAUCAAUAUCAGUCUCUGGGCGAGCAUUGGGUAUUCGCUUCCAAGCGCACAGGGCGCCGCCUUGGCGGCCCAAGACGACGGAUCCAAUCGAAGAACAAUACUAUUUCAAGGGGACGGCAGUUUUCAGUUGACGUGUCAAGAGAUAAGUACCAUGAUAAAGCACCGUUUGCGAGUGAUAAUGUUUAUUAUUUGCAACAACGGAUACACCAUUGAACGAGUGGUGCACGAGACCAAUGAGGACUACAACGACGUUUCCAACUGGAAUUACAAAGAAAUUCUACGCGUGUUCGAUUCGAAGUCGCUGUGUAGUCGAUCCUAUCAAGUCCGGACUCAGGAUGAAUUGACAAAUUUGUUGGCGGACAAAGAAUUCUCAAGCUACAAAGGGUUGGUUGAACUACAUAUCCCCGAACUCGACGUCCCCGCUCCUCUGAGGCGACUUGCGGAGUUGAUCACGGCGAGAUAA
Molecule: messenger RNA, 1692 nt
Organism: Rhinocladiella mackenziei CBS 650.93
Lineage: Eukaryota; Fungi; Ascomycota; Eurotiomycetes; Chaetothyriales; Herpotrichiellaceae
Exons: 5
Coding region: 1-1692 (563 amino acids)
Molecular function (GO): carboxy-lyase activity; magnesium ion binding; thiamine pyrophosphate binding
Source: RefSeq, a predicted model, not a curated record